This is a messenger RNA of Colossoma macropomum (tambaqui), 4691 nucleotides long. It is a transcript of the gene eva1ba, whose product is annotated as eva-1 homolog Ba (C. elegans). Bases 837 to 1334 code for a protein of 165 amino acids. Lineage: Eukaryota; Metazoa; Chordata; Actinopteri; Characiformes; Serrasalmidae. The transcript has 4 exons. The record is from RefSeq and is a predicted model, not a curated record.
UUUUAUCCUUACUUUUUAAUGUUAUUUAUAUAUUUCACUUGUUGUUGCUCUAAUUUGAUUCUGGUUCAUGCAGAUAUCCUUUCAAGCACAUACAAACAACAAAGGCACUGUCUGUGUUUUUCAUUAGACUUCAAAGUGAACACACCCAUUUCAGUCAAUGCUUCAGUCAGUGGCUAUUUCUUUCCCUUGUACUGUCAUGUUUUAUUCAGUGUGGAAAAUCUUAGUUAAUUGGUUUCGGGCUGACUUUUCCUCACUGUUUCCUUAACAACACGGGAAAGACUCCCCCUCCCUUCUUUCCUUUCCCCCCUCUUCCCAAACCCAGCCCAUUUUAGGCUGUUCCUCCUUUUUUUCCCCCUCUCCCGUUUGCUGCCUCACUGAGAGGGCUGUGUGACAACGCUUCCUGCUGUUUGUAAAGCACGGUUUGGAAGCAGAGAAGUCUGUUACGCUGUAGCUGCUGGAGGAAGUCACCACCUCUUUCCUGGGCUCUUGAAGUACAAUCAAACACUUUUAGUACGGUACUUGCAUAGUGCUGAGAAGACCGUGAACUGUGUGACUAUCUGUGAGUGUAUCCAACAGCAGUGGCUGCUUACAGUUUAAUGAAACUCUGCUGUUUUGAGUUGAAUGAUAUAUGUGUGGAAUCAAAUCUGGACCUCAGAAAGUUUCUCAACAAUGUUCUAUGAACACAACCUUGACGUUAUUCUGUGCCAAAGGACUGAGCCAGUCAAAGGCUAGAGGGGCAGAUCCAGACAGUGUGAAAGGCCAAGUUCACCGAAAGCUGCCAAUGAAUCGUGUACACACUCUGAAGGCUCAUUUUUGAAUGCAGGUGUGAAAACAGGAUGGAUGUAAAACGGAAAGAGAUGGACCUUUUGAGUAACACCAUUGCUGCUUAUGCUCAUAUAAAAGCUAACCCAGAGAGCUUUGGCCUCUAUUUUGUCAUUGGUGUGUGCUUUGGUCUGGUGCUCACAUUAUGCCUGCUGGUCAUCCGAAUCUCAUGCAAGCCUAGGACCAAGACUGCACCCUCCACUCCAGAGAAAAAACAACUGAAGGACUUCAGUGAGGAUGAGGAAGAUGAAGACAGUGAAGAGGAAGAAGAGGAUGAGGAAGAUGCUGGGGAUGUGGAGGGUCCUAUCCCUCCCAGCACCACAGAAAUCACCAUGAGUAAUCACCACAGCACGUCGGACGGGAAUGUAAAUGUGUUCACUUCAGCGGAGGAACUUGAACGAGCACAGAGGCUGGAGGAGAGGGAGAGGAUCAUCAGGGAGAUCUGGAGAAAUGGACAACCAGACAUACUGGGCACGGGGACUGGCACCAUAGGAAGGGUGCAUUACUAUUAGCUCUCAGUAUUAUUGGAUGUGGUCUAAAGCCAUACCUAGUGGCUUAGCACAAGACUUUGAAGGACAAUGUAAAAAAAAAACAGAAGGUGCACUCUUAACGUCAAGCAACCUCUUUGUAAGGCGCACUUUUUGUUCUUUAAACUUGGACCAAUGUAACUCCAGUGCUUUAGUUCACAAGUACAACUGUAGCAUGCAUACUGCACAGGAGCAUGAUUUGGUGCUAUAUGUUACAUUGAGAACUGCACAGAUGUUGAGGGAUGGUAGUGGAAAUCGCUGUUUUUGUUGCCAUAAUGAAAAGCACAGAGUCACACUCCCCCUCAGGUUCAUUCAGGCUAGUCUCACAGGGCCAGACGUGAUCUAGUAAUAAGAACUUCUGUGGACAACCAUGAGAAUUAGAUUGGGAACAAACUAAGUGUGAAAUUUUCUUAACCAAUCUAACUGAAGGCCAAGCUUAACGUAGGGGGUGAUGAUGCACUUAUCAACACUGUCAGAUGGAAAGCAAGCCUGUCACUAGCACAUGGAUGUAAUGUUAGCAUGGGGUGAAAAGUCUCCCCAUAAACUUGUAUGUGGAUGUGUGUUGCGUAUGCGGAGAACACGUUACAUGAGGUCAAAAUAAGCGUAACCUCUUGCAAGGGAAAACCAGUUCAAUGAAAACAGACUAUACCUUAGCUUUAGACAAUAUUACUGGUGUAGUUGUGGCAGCCUGGAGGUUAGGGAACAAGCCUUGUGACCGGAAGGUCGACGGUUUAAUCCCCAGAGCCGACAGUGCGUGACUGAGGUGGCCUUGAGCAAGGCACCUAACCCCCAUCUGCUCCCCGAGUGCCAUGGAUAGGGCUGCCCACUGCUCCGUGUGCUCAUUGCCCCUAGUGUGUAUGUUCAGUAGUCAGCAUGUGUAGUUUCACUGCAUGGAUGGGUUAGAAUGCGGAGCUGAAAUUUCCCUGUUGUGGGACUAAUAAGGGUCACUUUAUCUAAUUAAUCUAGUACUAAAAGUUUGGCCCUGCAGUUCAGUUGACGAAACUAAAUUGAGACAUGUUUCUCAAACAUUAACUUUGAAGAAUGAAUGUUAGCUGAUGACAGCAUUUCCCUGGCUAGCUUGUUUUGCUUGUGCAAUGGAUCAUAAUCUAGAUGAGGAGAAAAAAAUGGACUAGAGGGCAGGUUUUAGGGGGGCUGUACCCUUGUUUGCAGUGGAUUUCACCACAACCCAGCAACAUGCACGCUUGUUUCGAGAUCAUGUCUGGCCCUGUAGACUACAUUCAGGCUUGAGGAUUGAGGCUUGACUGUAUUGUACAAAGAUGUUGUUUGUAAUUUCUAGAUGAUUCCAAGACUGUGCUCAGUCAUUUGCACUUUUCCACUAUUCCAUCUAAAUCCUGAUUUUUUUUUAAUGUUUAAAUUGUAUCUUUAAAUUUUUUCUUUGCGUGUAGGUGCUAUAUAACAUAUGAAGAAGUAUAUGAAUCAUUUCUUGUAUAUUUCAUCUACUUCACACCACCAAGGCACUAACAUUUUUUGUUGUUCACUUCAUUUGAUGUGAUAAUUCAGAAUGUUUAAGUAAACGUUUUACGUAGGCCAAAAUCAAGCACUUCUUUUUCAUUAGAAAUGGACCAAUGAACACUCUUAACACUCUUAGAAGUUGUACUAAUGAGAGUGUUAAGAACACUCUUAAUAGUACAGUGCAGUAAAAAAAGCCUAAAGACUUUCUGAACUCUCCCAAAACAAGCAGGAACUGAAAAUGGCUGCCUUACAGGCCUGACAGAGUAUCACCAUGGAAGGUAUGGAGAGUCUGGAGAUGUCUGUUGGUCUAUGAAUUUUCAACAAAUUAUAAAUUAUGACGAUUUUAUUUUUAAUAAGGUUAAUUUGUCCAAAGGGCUAUAGAAGGGCUAUGAUUCCGACAAGGUUCAUCUGACAUAGAUGUGAAUACCAAGUUGCAGCUCACAUUAGACAUUAUUUAAUGUCAAAUAUCACUGUAGUCGGCAGCAGCAAUAUGUUGCCGUACAGAACCAAACCAACAAAAACUGCCACUGUCCAAUUACUUACAGAUAAUUUUGUGUGAUUCUGCUCCUUUUCCUCCACUGAGGAACAAUUCAUUAGUAAGAACAGGGAUGAAAAUGACCAUUUUCACAUAUGUUUAAACUUCUUCUUAUAAGACUGUCUCUUGCUGGAGUGCUACUGUAUCUUGUUGCUCUGUUGGAAUAAUCCUUUUCAUAUUUUCAGUAUGACUGUCUUUUAAUUUGACUGCAAAGUAAAACAUUUGUUUGGUUUUCAGGUCUUUGUUGCUUGCUUUCUAAUUUGACUAUUAGACCACUUGGCUUCAUGGUAUAUACAAACUUAUUUAGUUUAUUUAGUCACUGUACUAUUGUAAGACUGUCAUGCAGAUAAGCCGGGUGAUUGAAAUAUGCUAAUGACUCUACAUUUUUUGGCAGGAGACUUUGGACACAUUUACAAUUGCAAUUAAUGACUCUGUCAGCUUUUACUUUUAUGACUGGGUACUUUGUCUUUUGUUAAACAGUUGCAGUCUUUGUUGAAAAAUGAUUUUGGUGAAGUUGUGAAAAUAAAUUUCAGAGUGAUUUGCAGAGCUCUGGGGGAAAACGUCUGUGUCCGCUGGAAAAAAUGUGACCUUUUUAAAGCAAAUAGAGGCAUCAUUAGCAUUGAUUGUAUGUGUAGUGCAAUUAGAAGGCCAUGUGUAUUUGUUUAAUUCCUGAGAGUUGGAAGGAAUUUCUGUUGUUGUUAAAAAUAACCCUAUUGCUUAGUCACAGGCUGGUGUGUUUUAAUGAGCACAUGUUCUCCAGAUGAGGUCCUUGGGCUGAAAUUCAGUGCAGGCAAAACAUAUCACAACCCAUCACACUGGAUCAGUUGAAGGCUCCUUCCACUUACUGCCCAAUUCUACAGAUGAUUUUCUUGUAUUUCUUUCAACCACAGCUGACCAGAUAUCAUUUGAGUUUGUUAUGAAGUGUAAAGUUAGACUUUUUUCUGACUGUCCCUCCAGAAAAGAGGCCAGAGGACUCUUCAUAUUGCCCCAGGAAUAAAAUUUAGUAUGAUUUUCAUAAUAAAGACACAAAGCUGGGCAAAAUUAUGCAACAUGUUUAGGCAACAUGCGAGAAUCAUGAGAUGAGAACCAACUAAAUACUGAAUGCCAUUGCUUUGUUGAUAUGGUCAUUUUUCUUAAUGUUUCUAUAAUAACAACAGUAAUAAUAAUAAUAAUAAUAAUAAUAAUAAUAACAAUAAUGACAACAACAAUAAUCAUAAUAAUAUAUAGCUCUGUUUAUCAUUCUGAAUACAUCCAACAUUUUGUGAUUUGUUUUGCAUCUUCAUACUGAUUAGUUGAAACGUGAUGUAAACAAUAAAGUUGCAUCAUAACAAUAA